UUACGGUUUUAACGUUUCAGAACUUGCUUGAAGAGGUGGCUUUCGGUCGAUUUGGGACAAAACAAAAGUUGACUACAUGCUGCUUAAGCAAGUACAUUGGAGACUCUUGGUAACUGAAUGCUCCAGACAUCUCAUCAGAGCUACAAGAUCUAAGAUGUCAGGGGUUGUUGUUACGAUAGGUGAUACCAAGGUGGAAAAAAUGGCGGAAGACUCAGAGAAAAAAAUAGAGGACACUGGAGAAGUCAAAGGCGAAAAACGAAAACUGGAGAGUGAGGAAGUGGCAACUUCAUUUAAGAGAGAAAAAACAGAACAAAUUACUGAGACUGACACAGAAACAGCACCCCUGAAGAAGAAAAAAGUAGCCCUACUCUUGUCUUAUAGUGGUAAAGGAUUUUUUGGUCUUCAGAAACAAAAAGAUCUGCCUACUAUAGAAGGAACUCUAAUCAAAGCACUUCUUGAUGUGGGUGUAAUAACAAAGGAAGAUGGAGAAACACCACAGAAGAUGUGGUUCCAGCGGGCUGCGAGGACUGAUAAGGGGGUGUCUGCAGCAGGAAAUAUGGUCUCUCUUAAGAUGUCGUUGCAUGUGGAAAACUUUAUAGAGGAAAUCAACAAAGUGUUACCCGAACAGAUAAAAGUUCAAGCUUGUAUCAGAACAACAAAGGGAUUUGACAGUAAAAACUUCUGUGAUGGAAGAACAUACUCCUACCUCACUCCAACAUUUGCAUUUGCCCCUCGUACCCUGGCAGUCACAGAAGGAUACAGAAUACCAAAUGAUACUGUACAAAGAAUUAGAGAAAUCAUAAAGAGAUUUGAAGGAACUCAUAACUUCCACAACUUCACGUCAGGAUUGAAGCCAACAGAGGCCAGAGCUAAACGAUAUAUCAUCGAUUUUCAGUGUGGUGACCCCUUUGUACGGGAUGACAUUGAGUUUGUACAAUUAACAGUUCGAGGACAAAGCUUCAUGCUUCAUCACAUUCGCAAAAUGAUUGGUUUAACAAUGGCCAUUGUGAGGGGCCACUGUGAUGAGGAAGUAAUUGACAAAAGUUAUUCCCUUGUCAAGAUUGACGUUCCCAGGGCUCCAGGAAGUGGUCUCAUGCUAGAGGAGCUACACUAUACAGGUUAUAACAAGAGAUAUGGAAGUGAUGGCCUUCACCAAAAACUCAGCUGGUCUGACCAUAGAGAAGCAAUAGACAAGUUCAAAGAGGAGCAUAUCUACCCAGAAAUGAUCAGAAGUGAAAAAGAGGAACUCUCAAUGAAGAUUUGGCUGGGGACCCUUGAGCACCAUGACUACGACGAAAUACCUCCAGAAAAAUUGUUAAACUGGAAAUACAAAGAUUUUCAGAAUGAAGAACUCAGUAAGAAAGAAAAAUCAGCUUCAACUUCUGAAAAUCAAGAAACAACAGAGGAAAAAGACAUCAAAAUCUCUUCUAAUGAAAUUGGAAAGGAGGAUGAAUCGAACAAGGAAGAAAGAAAACUAGCAGACAAGGAUAUGGAAGAGAAAUCUGGUGAUACAACGGUUAAUAACAAGGAUAAAAACAAGAUGGAGGUCUCAUGAUAUUGGUCUUUUCUUGUUUAAUUUGGUGAAGGUCAAUUGAAUGAUUAAAACCACUAGUCUGUAGCUGUGGUCUUUUAAGUCUUGUGACCUUCAGGAAGGAAUGUCAAGGGAUGCACUAUUCUGUAGCAGGGCUCUGGACAUGAAAAUCUUUUAGGCACAGUCAAUGUGAUAACUUGCUGCUGGUUCUUUAUUCAAAAUGUAAAUGUCAAUGAUAAGAUGACUGCCUGUUGGCUGGUGUCAUGUGUUAUUACACUUGUAUGCCAUUUCACAAUUGUGAUGCCACUAUUGGACAAUAAAGAAUGUGAUGAGG
Molecule: messenger RNA, 1865 nt
Organism: Ylistrum balloti
Lineage: Eukaryota; Metazoa; Mollusca; Bivalvia; Pectinida; Pectinidae
Product: pseudouridylate synthase 1 homolog
Exons: 19
Coding region: 77-1555 (492 amino acids)
Biological process (GO): mRNA pseudouridine synthesis; tRNA pseudouridine synthesis
Cellular component (GO): nucleus
Molecular function (GO): RNA binding; pseudouridine synthase activity
Source: RefSeq, a predicted model, not a curated record